AUGAAGCUCUUCGCCGCUCUGGUGCUCCUCUCGCUGUUCGUCAGCCAGAUCAACGCGUCGGCCUACCUGUUCGUCGUCCACGGCGUCUCCAACUUCGGCGGCAACACCAACGUGCAUGUCAACGUCAACGGCGGCCGCGCCAUCUCCAACUUUGUCUACGGCACCUCUGCCGGCUACAUACCCGUCUCCGCAGGCUCCACUGAGAUCACCGUUUCGCUGGUCAACGGAGGCACCACCAUCAUCAACGAGACCGUCGCGCUCACCGACGGCGCCUACUACACCGCUGUGGCUGUGGGCUCCCUCAACGACUCAACCACCUACCCGUUCCGCCUGCUGGCCGUGCAAAUCAAUCCCUCGGUCUUCUCCAACACCAUGGCCAAGGUGGCCGUCUUCCACACCGCCCCCGGUGCCCCCAACGUCGACCUCUACUCCGGCGACUCCAGCCUGGCCAACAACCUUGCCUACCCCUCCGGUGUCGAGCUGGCGGAGGUCUCGGCUACCACGUACAAUCUCUCGCUCAGGCUUGCCAGCGACCCGUCGCAGGUGGCGCUGGCCAUUGGCAAUACCGAGCUCCAGGGCGGCAAGGUCAACUACUUCUUCGCUCUGGGUGACAUCGUCGGCGGGGAGACGCUCUCCGUGAGGAACAUCCAGCCCGCCGAGGACGAACCCAGCCCCGCCUCGACCGCCGUUCCUUUCUGGCUUUCGCUCUUCUUCUAG
Molecule: messenger RNA, 717 nt
Organism: Acanthamoeba castellanii str. Neff
Lineage: Eukaryota; Discosea; Longamoebia; Acanthamoebidae
Product: cell wall anchor domain containing protein
Exons: 2
Coding region: 1-717 (238 amino acids)
Source: RefSeq, a predicted model, not a curated record